AUGCCACAAGCCAAGGAGGAGUUCAUCGCGAUUGGACUUCAACCUGCCAACCAGUGCGCAAAGAAGAGGGCAGGCUUGAGUGCGAUGAGGUUAUCACGAUGCCGACUGCUGUACCUGUGCUGCGGGAUCGCCGUCACCGUCGGUCUAUUUGCCACAUUGCUACGGCCAAGCACAGUGACAGAAUACGCAUCUGCUGCGGCGAAGCUCUCGCCCUCCUCGCGAAUCCCCGCCGGCAUGCAUGUUGAAUUGGACGCCCUGGAGGCCGCUGACCCUGCCGCUUCUGCUGCCGCCGUGGCAGCCAUAGAUUCAGCCAGCCCGAAACUUUUGCAGGAGCUGUAUCGCCUGGCGCGAGAUGACGUGCUGGGGAUACUUGGCGAUGAUGAUGGGGCAAAAGCGUGCGUCAACUGGAGAAAAAAGCCUAACCAGGGGUGCACCGACCCCAGCCAGUGCGGAAAAGGGUGGCUGUUCCGGCGAAAGGGCUUGCUGCUAGCCGUGAUGUUCACCGCAGGGGGCGAUGACGGCGAAGACCCUUCAGUUGCAACAACCGCAGUCCAAACAAGCAGCGGGACCGCGGGAAGCGGGGCCCCCACAGAUUGGAUCCAUGUCGCGGAAGGAGGGGACAGGCGGGAAGGCCUCUCGCCGCAUGAAUGGAGUGCGGGGACGCCUGGGAUGAUGACCGUGGUGGGGUUGAGGGAGGGGGCGGACGGAGAGCUGUCCGACUGCAACAGCCGAGACCUCAGCAUGCUGCUGAGGCUGCAAGGCCCCGAAGCGUUGGCUGAGGCCGCGAUGCCUGUUGCGGGAAGGUGUGCGUGGACCGUGCUGUUCCAGCCCACGCUGGAGGGUGUCUACACGCUGGACGUAACGCUCCUCGACUGGAGAGGCGGCCUCGAGGCGCACCAGUCAUUAUGCACCGAGGUGGCCGGGCAGUACGGCGAGGGGUCCGUGGAAAUGGACGCUGUCAGGGACGGUCCUUUCUACGGCAAUUUCGAGGGGUGUUGCACCCUGUGCACCCGCAGGGAAGGCUGCGUGGCGUGGUCGGCGACGAACGACCCGAGCAAGGCCCUCGUCAACGGGAGCAGGCGAGGCACUUUGGGUGGGGAUGACGGCAGGUGUGUCCUGUACUCGUUGGUGACUCGCCAGCCCGUGGAGGACAAGCAGCUCAAGGGAGCCGUGCGCAGCGGCACGCCGAGGGCGGAGGAGUCGAUGACGUACCUCGGCCCCUCCAUGUCGAUCGCCAGAAGGCCCGGCGGCGGGGUCCCCACAACACCACUGCCUCGUGAAGGGCGAUGGGUUAGUCUUCGUGACACCAAGUGCAACCUUUCGCCUGAAAUGGUGGACCUGUGGGGCUGGCCCACGUACGACAAGGACAUGUUCGGAAGCGCUGCGAUGCCAGAGGCGUGUUUCCUCAAGCCUGCUGACAGACGAAAACCCACAGAGGAGCUCAAGCAUGCUCAAGGGGGGUAUACAUGGCAGCCCUACGACUGUCGCUACGACCUCAUGGACACGGACACCCGACUGAGCUGCUUCCGCGAAAAGAACAUCACUAGGUUCCUUGACUUCGGAGACAGCCUGAUAUCUACCAGCAGGAUGGCACGAACCGCGUUGUGGCUUCCUACUGCGGAUUCCUCGGUGUGGUCCACGGGAGGAGGGGAGAACAAGAUUGGGGAAGGGGCGAAAGAGUCAGGUUGCGUGGGCGGGCCGAUCCAGUACUACGGCGAGGCCCGCCACCAGGAUGAGCACGACGGGUCGGGCUCGACUGCCACAACGAACCGGUACUGCGGCGUGGAAUCCUACUGGCAGGUCAAGCCGGGCCAAGUCAGGAACCUGGUGACAUCGUUCAAGCCGGAUGUUGUCCUGGCGAACUGGGCACUGGUGCACCGAUUGUGGCACCACACGCUUGACGAGUUCCAGACGUUUCUGAAGCAGCUGGGCCGGCAGCUUGACGGCAUGACAGAGCAAGACGGGCACAGACCCAGUGAUGAAAAAUAGCGAUCGAGCGGCGGGGCUUGUCAUGCGGGUGCCAGGGGCGGAAAGGGGCGGCAGCCUUUGGACACGCUCGGUACUUGUACGGAUAUUCGAAACCAAGUAGGCGCAUAUCAAUGUCGAUGUAUAUGAUUAAAUCUGUAUUCGGAGUUUGCAAAAGUUCAGGGACGCCUGACGGUACACGACAACGAUGAUGACGUGGUACUCCGUGUGUGUGUGUGUGCACAGAUACAUGUUUUGGCUUUCGGCUCCCUUCUUGGUGAGCGAGAGAGAACCGCACUGUGUGCUUGAACGAGGCCUGCAGUUCACGAAGGCGUUGAGAGGCCUGCUGGAGCCAAGGGGUUGGAUCGAGAUAAAUUGGGUCAGCAUGACGCGGAAAUGGGGAGUGGAUAUCUUGGACGGCAUGCACCACGGAGAGCCGGCAACCCGAAUGCUGGCGUACUUGUUGAUGCACCACGUAUGCCACGCUUCCGAUAGCGACCGAUAGUACUUUAGCUCGUGGACAACAACCACACCCACGACCACCGGUGGUCUUCAGAGAAGCUUGCAAAACCUUGAUGCUCCCGAGUUGGGGUCCUAGCGGCCUGGAAGUCGUGAAGAUUCUCUUCGAUAACUUCUGGGAGCAGGAACGAUGGGGCAAUCUCCCUGCUUGGAUUGCGUUGGCGUGUAGGCGCGCUCUCGGUGUCUCUUGGGGUACACUACCCCCAAGAGUUUUUUUUUCAAUGGACGCGAGGCGGUAUUGGUGUUACUGUGUCAUUUAAGUAAGCGCCGUCCGCACGAAACAACGCGUGUACGCCCAUCCCCAAACAUUGGCAGGUCGGUUUUUCGUACGCAAGGGGUAUGUGUGGGAAGUAGCCAGGUAGAGGAGAAAAUUAGGCGGAGAAUACAUCAUCCCGAUCGGGCACUAGGCAUACUUAUAUCGCUGCAGUCUAACUUUGAGCCGAGUUGACAAUCUUCGGUUGUUAAUCUUACUUUUAGUUACAUCUGUUAUUUAAUGGUCUUCAAUAGUUUCCGUGACCUUGCGUUGAAGAGCGGUAGGCCGCGGUUCUUGCGGUUUUACCUUGUCCAACGUCCCACGUGUUGCUGCGAUUUUCUGGAGUACUGUAGUAUUUUGUUUUGGCAUAAAAAUCGUUUUUUGCGUCGUCGUGAUUUUCUGCUGUCGUGCGUUGUUUAGGUAGUUCGACGAUGGCUAUGGAAGGCGUCUCCUGUCGAUUGGAUAAGCAUGGAAUCAGAGGGUACCGAACAAUUACGGAAACGAUUGAUUUUGGAUGUGAAGAUAACGACAUACACAGCAGCACCAACGCACUGACUGUCACCCUAAAACUACGUGCUUGGGAUUUGAGCGACGGAAAUUCUUGAAGGUUUUAUUUGCCGACGGAAAUUCUAGAAGUUUUUUUGGGGGCGUUGAGAUUGCUAGGCAGGCUAUCCGCCUUGUCUUGGAAGCCGUGUUUAGCCUAUCGUGUGACAUUGGGAUAGUUGACGUGAAGUCCACGUCGGCGAGGCAAAUAACGUCGUCGGACUAUGCCUUUCCGAAUAUACAGCUGGUUUUAUAUUGAAAUCUGCUACGAAGUUUUGUAUGAAAAGAAACUGGGAUGAUGGAACCACUUUUUAUUUGCCGUUUUCAGGCCAGCAUUCGAGUUGCGGUGGGGUGUUUUCGAUUCUCAAACAUUCGCAAGGCCUGAGCUGGUUGUCGGACAGGUCGAGCAACGUCAGUUUAUUGAGAGUGCCGAGUAAACGUCGUCCUGCAGCACUUGUAACCUACUCUAUUCAAAGUCUUUUGUGAGGGGCGGAGUGUUACAAUGUAAAGGUUCAACAGCGACCAGCCAGGUGAGUGAAUAAGUACGUGCAGUUUUUAACCACCACACCAUGGUGUGAUAGUCAGGUUUAUCAUGUUUUCGUUUCGUGCUAUGCAUACAGUGUAUAUCCCUGCUGCAAUCGCGCAUCUUUUGCCGUAGUAUGCAUAUAGACUACAAGAUCCCCCUUCGGAGGUGGCUUGCACUGUCUGUCUUGAACACAGGGGGCGGUGCAAGGGGAAGGCAAACAGUACUCAGGAUAGAAAAAUUCAAGCAGUGUAAACUGGAGACAGAGUAGAGUAGUGCAAAGAAUUAGGGUGGAAAACGUGCAAAGUGU
Ectocarpus siliculosus is the source of this 4113-nucleotide messenger RNA. NCBI's taxonomy places the organism in Eukaryota, Phaeophyceae, Ectocarpales, Ectocarpaceae. The record is from the annotation of a GenBank genome assembly.